ACCGCCUGAAUUUAUAUACAAUACAAGAGAGAAUAUACAAUACGAGAAUGUACAGAGAAUAUAAGAAUACAAGAAUUUGGAAUAAAUUAAUCAAUAAUAAUUUUAUUAACUUGAUGAUAAAAACUUAAUAAUACGUUAAAUUAAAUUUUAUUAUCGCACAAUCUGUCUUCUAUCAGCUAUAAUUAUUGUUUAUAUUACAUCAGGACGUGUGUGAUUCUUAUAACCUAUAAGCCUUUAGUUUUGAAAAGUAUUUAUUAAGUACAAGGUAUUUAUUGAAACGUCAAAAUGUUACGGAGACAAGCGAGGCUUCGUAGAGAAUAUCUCUACAGAAAAUCCGUUCAAGAUAAAUUAAAAAGCAUUCAAGAAAAGAAGGAAAAACUUAAACGCAGCCUAGAGCAAAAUAUACCUAUACAUCCAGAUCUAAGAAAAGAUGCUUUGAACAUACAAAAACAAUUAGCUUGGGAAGAUGCUGGACCAGAAAUGGCUGUUGCUAUUGGAACAGAAAUGGGAGGUGUUGUGGGAUCUCACGAAGAUGAUGAAUAUCGUUGGGCCGGAGUUGAAGAUCCAAAAAUUGUGAUUACCACUUCUCGCGACCCAAGUUCCAGAUUGAAAAUGUUUGUCAAAGAAUUGCGUUUGAUAUUUCCUAAUUCUCAAAGAAUGAAUCGAGGAAACUAUGAAAUGAAACAAUUGAUACAUGCGUGCAGAGCAAACGACGUUACAGAUUUCAUAAUUGUGCACGAACACAGAGGCGUGCCUAAUUCUCUUAUUAUUUGUCAUCUUCCCUAUGGACCUACUGCAUAUUUCACCAUGUCGGACGUUAUUAUGAGACACGAUAUUCCUGAUAUUGGAACCAUGUCUGAACAAUAUCCUCACCUUAUAUUUCACAAUUUCAAAACAAAGUUAGGUGAACGUGUUAUGAGUAUUUUAAAAUAUUUAUUCCCAGUACCAAAAGAAGAUAGCAAAAGAAUAAUUACUUUUGCCAAUCAUGAUGACUACAUAUCCUUCCGGCAUCACACUUAUAAAAAGAUUCAUGGAAAGGCCAUCGAACUGGUAGAAGUUGGUCCCAGAUUUCAAUUAAAAUUAUAUCAAAUUAAAUUAGGUACUUUGGAUGCAGAAGCAGCAGCUGAUACGGAAUGGGCAUUAAGACCUUACAUGAAUACUAGCCACAAGAGAAGAUUUUUAUCUAACGAAGAUGGAUGGCAACAAGAAGAUGAUAUUUAAAUUUGUAUGCAUUUCUUUUAAUUAAUUCCAACGAACUCGAUAAUGUAAAUAAUACAUUUUUUUUAUAACAUA
This is a messenger RNA of Bombus huntii, 1293 nucleotides long. Its product is annotated as U3 small nucleolar ribonucleoprotein protein IMP4. The transcript has a single exon. The record is from RefSeq and is a predicted model, not a curated record. Gene Ontology annotation, cellular component: Mpp10 complex; small-subunit processome; nucleolus. Gene Ontology annotation, molecular function: rRNA primary transcript binding; snoRNA binding. Gene Ontology annotation, biological process: rRNA processing. Lineage: Eukaryota; Metazoa; Arthropoda; Insecta; Hymenoptera; Apidae. Bases 286 to 1221 code for a protein of 311 amino acids.